CUUACCUUCCAAGCAAACCACCCCUCCUCAUUUUUCUCUCCUUCAGUUUCAUGCGUCGAGACCCCGACCCGAAUCCGACCCGGCUUUAGCCCAAAUGCAGAGCCCCACCUCCGCCGCCGUCUCCCCACUCCAAACCCUCCUCGACCUCAUCAACGAGACCCUCUCCCUCAUCCUCCGCACCUCCCUGACCGUCCGAUCCUUCGCCGGCCGGUGGCAGCCCCUCCGCUCCAAGCUCAUCUCCCUCCAGACCUCCGUCGCCGACAUCUCCGACUCCCCCCACUGGGCCGAGAACCCCCUCCUCUACACUCUCCUCCCCAACCUCCUCUCCACUCUCCAGCGCCUCAAGGCCCUCUCCGACCAAUGCAACGACGCGUCGUUCGCCGGCGGCAAGCUCCACAUGCAGAGCGACCUCGACAUGGCCGCUGCCUCCCUCACUAACCAGCUCCGCGACCUUGACCUCCUCCUCAGAUCCGGCGUCCUCCACCAGUCAAACGCCAUCGUUCUGUCCCACCCGGGACCCGGCUCCGAUAAAGAGAAUCUCGCCUUCUUCAUCCGCGACCUCUUCACGCGCCUCCAAAUCGGCGGCGUCGAGUUCAAGAAGAAGGCUCUCGAGUCACUCCUCCAGCUCCUCCAAGACGACGACAAGGCCGCCGGCCUCAUCGCCAGAGAAGGCAACGUCGCCUACUUGGUCCACCUCCUCGAUUUCCACACCCAGCCUUGGCUCCGAGAACAAGCCACCUCCGCCGUCUCGCUCCUCGCCGCCGCCAACGACGAGUCGCGCAGGGCGGUGUUCGAGGAAGGCGGUCUAGGCCCGCUGCUUAAACUGCUCGAGUCCGGGACCACCACAUUGAAAGAGAAAGCCGCAGCCGCCGUCGAGGCCCUCACCGCCGACCCGGAAAACGCCUGGGCCGUCUCAGCCUACGGCGGCGUGUCAAUCCUAAUCGAAUCCAUCCGAUCCGGGUCUCCAACGACGCAGACGCACUCCGUCGGCGCCGUUAGAAACGUGGCGAAUGUGGAGGAGAUCAAGACGACGUUGGGAGAAGAAGGAGCGGUGCCGGUACUGCUCCAAUUGCUCCUCUCCGGCAGCAUCACCGCCCAAGAGAAAUCAGCAAACUGCUUAGCCAUUUUAGCCUCAACCGAUGAGUAUUUCCGAGCUUUGAUAAUCCAAGAACGCGGCCUGCAGAGAUUGAUGCAUUUAAUGCAGGACUUACUGAGCGCCGAGACAUUAGAGCACGUCCUCCGUGCCCUGAUGUCCCUCUCGGCCUCAGAACCCUGCGCACGGGUGCUGUCGUCAUCAACCUUGUUCCUGGUUCAAUUAGCCGAGUUCAUAAAGCCGCAAAGUAACUCAAUCCUUCAGCAAAUCUCGGUUUCACUGCUUGCGAAUUUAUCCACUAGUAUCAGCGAUGGGAAUAAGCGAGCCAUUGGCAGCUGUAUGGGCUCGUUGGUGAAGCUCAUGGAGUCGCCGAAGCCUGUGGGGCUACAAGACUCGGCGUCGCAAGCGCUGGUUUCGCUGCUGGCGGUCCGGUCGAACCGGAAAGAGUUGGUUAGGGAGGAGAAGAGCGUGAUGAGGCUAAUUCAGAUGUUGGAUCCCAGAAAUGAGGCGGUGGGACACAAGCUCCCGGUGAUGGUGGUCUCGGCGAUUCUCGCCGGAGGAAGCCAGGGGUGCAGGAAGAGGCUUCUGGCGGCUGGAGCUCAGCCGCAUUUGCAGAGGCUGGCGGAGAUGGAGGUCGCCGGAGCCAAGAAGGCGUUGCAGAGACUCUCCGGGAAUAGGCUAAAGACCAUUUUCUCCCUGACUUGGAGGGAAUAACGGAGCGUGAUACCCGCCAUUAAAGAGGGUCAAUCAAAUCGUCCAAGAAUGAGAAGCUGGAAGAGGCUGCAUGCUUGGCUUGGACUAGCAACAAACACAUACAUCGUAUACCCAACACUUUUUUUUUACCUAGUCGAUAAUAUUUAUCUAUGUUAUAUAUAAAUGCUAGUAUAAGUUUAUAUUAUAUAUCGGUAAAGGAAGAAGAAGGAGAAGAAGAAAUGAAGCAUGGAUGCGGUUUUUAGGGAGUAUCCUUGGUUUUCUGUUCCCUUUUAGUAAUCUUUUAAUCUUUCUAAUUGAUUCACUUACUCGUGAAAGCUGCAAGAGAGAGAGAGAGAGAGAGAGAGAGAGGUUCAGUGUGAUGAUGGUGAAGCACAUUGUUAUUCUCUUUUUAUUUUCGGGUGUCAUUAGCACAUGUUUUUGUCUGGUAAUGUACAUCCUGUUUGGGAAGCCAAUGUUCGUAAGGGAUACGACUUGGGUUUCUUUUAGUUAGAAUAGAAAGAGUGCAACUGUUUUUUUUUCAUGUGCUUUUUUGAUCAAUUAUCUUAUGUAAUGUUAUAUAUCUGAGCCCUCCAA
Messenger RNA from Argentina anserina (silverweed cinquefoil), 2380 nucleotides. Its product is annotated as protein CELLULOSE SYNTHASE INTERACTIVE 1. NCBI's taxonomy places the organism in Eukaryota, Viridiplantae, Streptophyta, Magnoliopsida, Rosales, Rosaceae. Bases 95 to 1807 code for a protein of 570 amino acids. Gene Ontology annotation, molecular function: protein binding. The transcript has 2 exons. The record is from RefSeq and is a predicted model, not a curated record.